Messenger RNA from Pomacea canaliculata, 2580 nucleotides. RefSeq names its product bifunctional coenzyme A synthase-like. The transcript has 10 exons. Bases 178 to 1842 code for a protein of 554 amino acids. Gene Ontology annotation, molecular function: dephospho-CoA kinase activity; ATP binding. The record is from RefSeq and is a predicted model, not a curated record. NCBI's taxonomy places the organism in Eukaryota, Metazoa, Mollusca, Gastropoda, Architaenioglossa, Ampullariidae. Gene Ontology annotation, biological process: coenzyme A biosynthetic process.
CCGAAUAAAACACCAACGCUAUUAACUUGAAAAUAAAGUUAAAAAAUAACUACUUUUUGAUAAAUUAUGUUCUAUAAUGCUUUUUCUGCAUAAUUCAUAGAAACAUUUUUAGUCGAUCACUGUACACACUCCUGUCGCAGCGAUAUACAGCUAUUUAUGAUCAGCUAAUCUCCAGCCAUGUUCCCCAAUGGAUUAGUAGUUCUCACACAGCCCAUGUCAACUUUGAGAAUUCAAAUUCCACAUCUGCUCAAGUCCCUAGCCGCCAUUGUGUCAGAUACUGUAUACAUUCACCUUCAACCAUCUCUGAGAAACAUUGAAGGCCUUCCUGUAUCAAGUGCUUUUUAUUCCUCCCUGCCAUGUACAACAGAAAUGAAGUCUUUUAUCAGUGAUGUGUAUUUUCACAGUUCUUCGUUAUGCCAAACAUUGGAUGUAAGAAUUCUUCUGUCUCAUUUUUCCAACAACAGUUGCAUAAAUUCUUGGCAGACAUCUCAGAGUCUGAGCAAGUCAUUAAAUGUGCUUAUUUCAGAUGCUGAAUGGUUGCAAGAGUAUUGGACAUCUAACAGAGAUUCAGUACUGAACCUUUUGGAGCAGGCAUUUCACCUUGGCAAAGCAGAAACCUCAUCAUUACAAUUUCGCCCUAUUUUAGGUAGUGAGCAGGAGCAUAGGAAAUGUUUGCCUGAUGAUGAGACACAAACUGUGCUGAAAACUUACAAAAAUGUUGUUCUUGGGGGAACAUUUGAUCGUCUUCAUAAUGGCCAUAAAGUUUUGCUGAGCACAAGUAGCUUGCUGUGUGAGCAGAAACUGACUGUUGGGGUGACAAACAAGGACAUGAUUAAAUCAAAGAUUCUGAAGGAGCUGAUUGAGCCGGUAGAGAGUCGAAUGUCUUCUGUGUCACAUUUUGUUCAUGACAUUAAACCCUCUCUCAACAUAAAGACUGUUGCCAUAGAAGAUAUCUAUGGCCCUACUACAGUGUAUCCAGAUUUUGAAUGCUUGGUUGUGAGUCAAGAAACUAUCAAAGGAGGAGAUAUGAUAAAUGCUGAGCGAGUUAAAAAGGGCAUGAAGCCAUUGGAGAUUGUCAUUGUAGAUUUAGUGCAGGACACCUGUCAUGCGCCUGAAGAGGAAGACAAAGUUAGCUCAUCUUCUCAGAGGAGGCGACUUCUUGGUGAGCUGCUAAAACCUGUUACAAGUCAACCACACCUACCUAGCAGACCUUACAGACUUGGACUGACUGGUGGAAUUGCUAGUGGCAAGUCUAAUGCCUGCAAAGAACUUGCAAAGCUUGGAGCUGCUGUUAUUAACUGUGACCAUCUAGGGCACAAGGCUUAUGAGCCUGGGAUGGAGGCCUUCAGAACUAUCGUUAAAACAUUUGGCCAAGAGCUGGUUACGGAGAAAGGGGACAUCGACAGAAAAAAAUUGGGUGCCAUUGUUUUCUCAGACAAAUCAAAAAUGGACAUGCUGAACAAGAUUGUUUGGCCAGAGAUCCAGAAAUUAGUUGAAAAGGAAAUAGAGCAACUUGCUUCAGAUGGAUACAACAUUGUGGUGGUGGAGGCAGCUGUGCUUCUGGAGGCAGGAUGGGAUAAACAGGUCCACGAAGUGUGGACAACAUUUGUUCCUAAGGAAGAGGCAAUCAAACGCAUCUGUACAAGGAACCAACUUUCAGAGGCAGAGGCUGCUCAACGGAUUGAUAGCCAGUUGUCUAACAGCGAAAGAAUCGCUAAGUCAAAUGUUGUGAUUUGCCCUCUUUGGGAAUAUGAGUACACCAGGCAGCAGAUCGCCAAAGCAUGGGCUCUUCUACAGCAAAGAAUCCAAGAGACCUCCAAGCCAGUCUCUUCAUCCUUGUAGUGGGCCUUUUCCAGAAACACCAUUUAAAAUAUCAAGAAAACAUUGUGGCAGAUCAAUCUGUCCAACAAAUAAGGAUGCUUUAUUUUUCAAGCAAUGGACAAGAAUGUGCAACAUGAGUGUUAUCUGCAUUUGAUGCUAAAAGAGUCUUCUCUGCUAUUGAAAGUACAAAUGUUGGAAUAUUUACCACAAUGGUCAGCACAUUCCCCUUGCCAUAGAUGCUGAGAGGUGGAUGUGGUGUAUAUUUACUCAUUCUCAGAUCACACACACACACACUUGCCUUUGUUAUUAGAUUUAUCCAACACAACAUUGAGAUCACAUCUAUCUAUAUACACAAUAUUUAUCAUAAAUUUUCUCAAACAUAUUUUAGUACAGUCUUUAAAAAAUAAGAGAACUGUUACAUUAUAAAAAAAAUUGUAGAUCUAAGCCAGACUACAAUUUGUUCAAUGUUGAUAGCUCCUUGUUCUACUGUUUUAUUAUCGAUUAUUAUUGUUAAUGCAAAUCCACACUGUCCGAUCACCAAAUUUUGAAGGAAUAUUUUCUUUUGUCUAUAAUUCUAAUAAUUGACUUAGUUUGGUUGGUUGUUACUCCAGAGUAUGUUUAUUUUUUUGAAGUUUGUGGUGGUUCCUAUAACGAAAGAAAAAAAUCUGCUAUGCAGUACCUAUUGCCAUGUACACGUGCUGCUCUAACUUGGACAACUUUAUAAUUUUUUUUUUUCAUAAAGCGCCAUGAGUCUGUCAA